This is a messenger RNA of Aspergillus nomiae NRRL 13137, 726 nucleotides long. RefSeq lists its product as uncharacterized. The record is from RefSeq and is a predicted model, not a curated record. The transcript has 2 exons. Lineage: Eukaryota; Fungi; Ascomycota; Eurotiomycetes; Eurotiales; Aspergillaceae. The coding region runs from base 1 to 726 and encodes 241 amino acids.
AUGCGACACCAAGCCUUUGCACCGAUCUUUUUAAUCUUUCUGGUUGUUUGCACAAUAUCCAUAGCUUCAAGUUUUCCUCUUCGCAAGCGUCUUCCGCGUCCGUUUGUCGAUCUACCUCACUUGCGGCACGAACAACGCCUACAAGAGAACGGUGAACUGAAGCAGUGGCUUCAAAAUCAACAACCCAUAAUGACCCCUAAUAUCGCUAUGCCGCCUGAAACAGGCACUACUGGGGGAAGCAGGCAGCCGCAGAAUUCCGGCAGUGAUGGCCUUGUGAUAUCCGAUGUUCUUCCUAAAAACCGUGGCAUCAAUAUCUUUGCUUCUCUUACAAGGGAUUUCGAGCCCAUCGAUUCUCGUUUCAACGACGCAACAAAGAAUGUAACCGUCCUUGCUCCUCGCAACAGUGCAGUCCAAGGACUUCCGCGUAAGCCUUGGGAGAAUCCGGAUGACUAUGCACAGUUCGGAGAGGCAAAGGCCUAUGAGGGGCAGGAAGGGCAAGACCGAGCGAAAAGCAACCUGAAACGCUUUGUAGAGGCCCACAUAGUACCCAGAAGCCCCUGGAACGAAGGGGACGAAGUAGAAACUCUCGGGGGAGACAAGUUGAGCUGGACAAAAGAUGGAGAUAAGAUCUUUAUCCAACCGGGAAAUGUUGAGGUUGACAGUAUUGCAGAACAAGUAUCCAAUGGUGAAGUAUGGAUCUUGAACGGCGUGAUCAAUUACCAUUGA